AUGGCCACCGAUCCAUUUGAUGACCUCCUCGAGCUCGAGAACGACUACUACAGAGAAGGCUAUGAUGCCGGCGUGGCUGACAGCACCUAUGCUGGUAUGAUCGAAGGCAAAGUAUUUGGAAUUGAGAAAGGCUACGAGAAAGCCUUGGAACUGGGCAAAUUACACGGGCGUGCUCUAGUGUGGCGAGAGCGAUCAGAGAAAGCGGUUUCUAAGGACGCUGCCACAUUGGAGACUCUUGAUUCUUCACGGCUGAGAGACAUCAUCCAAACUCUUUCGCAGCUGUCAGACAAUACCCGCUUCCGAAGGCAUGUGGAGGGUUUGUACGCUGCUUCCGACGGUGCUACCAUCGCAAAAGACAACUCGGACGAAGCAGUGACCGAGUUUGACGACCGCAUUACUAAGGCAAAAGCAAAGGCCAAGGUCAUUGGAAAUAUUGUGGGAGAAUCACUCAACUCGACCCCUGCCUCGAACGUGGGCAUUGAAGAUGCUACUGGCUUGCAAGCUCGACAUUGA
Fonsecaea multimorphosa CBS 102226 is the source of this 513-nucleotide messenger RNA. RefSeq lists its product as uncharacterized. Lineage: Eukaryota; Fungi; Ascomycota; Eurotiomycetes; Chaetothyriales; Herpotrichiellaceae. Bases 1 to 513 code for a protein of 170 amino acids. The transcript has a single exon. The record is from RefSeq and is a predicted model, not a curated record.